Oxyura jamaicensis (ruddy duck) is the source of this 5297-nucleotide messenger RNA. RefSeq names its product F-box protein 40 (gene FBXO40). Gene Ontology annotation, molecular function: protein binding; ubiquitin protein ligase activity; zinc ion binding. The transcript has 3 exons. Gene Ontology annotation, cellular component: cytoplasm. Bases 152 to 2257 code for a protein of 701 amino acids. NCBI's taxonomy places the organism in Eukaryota, Metazoa, Chordata, Aves, Anseriformes, Anatidae. The record is from RefSeq and is a predicted model, not a curated record.
CCCCAAACUACUUGAUGUUUCUACUUGGGCUUGCUCUGUGUCCUCUCAUUCUCUCUUCUUUCUUUGCUUCUUGUUAGCCCUUACUCACCUCACUUCAACCCAGCCGAGCAAAACCAAGAGCGCAAGUGUUCGGUACAAACACAGGGACACUAUGAUUAAGCACAGGGCUCAGAAAACUCCCCCUGGGCAGCACAGGCACUGUGAGAAAUGCUUCAGCCGGCACUGCCGCGCGCCGAUCGAGCCCUCCGUCUCCUGCAUGGUGAUCAGCUGCCGCUUUCACUGCGGAGCCACCUUCCACAUGUGCAAGGAGGAGGAGCACCAACUGCUCUGCCCCUUGGAGCAGGUGCCCUGCCUCAACUCAGACUAUGGCUGUCCUUUUUCCAUGGCCCGCUUUAAGCUGGCAAAGCACCUGCAGGUCUGUCCAGCCAGCGUUGUCUGCUGCUCGAUGGAGUGGAAUCGCUGGCCAAACGUGGAUUCAGACACCACCCUCCACAAGAACAUUAUGAAGGAGACCUUGAGUGAGGAGUGUCUGGACACGGCGUUGGCACUCAGAGACCAGAAGAUACUUUUCAGGAGUUUGAGAGUAGCCGACUUGUUUCCAGAGUGGAGGAAAAAGGAUGAGGUGGAAGAGCUAAUGGAUGAAGCCAUGGGUGGGGAAGAAGGUGCUGUGGGAGGAUUGGCCUGCAGUUCCCAAGAGGGCAAUGACCAGGCAUCUGAGCUCAGCCAACGUGAGCGUGAAGAUUUGGCAAAGGACAAGGAAGGAAUGGAUCUGGGGAGUUACAAAACCUGGGAGAACAUUUUCAGCAAAGAGCUCUUGGCUUGCAAGGUAACGGGCUCAGCAGCUGGCACGGGAAAAAAUAUGGAGGAGGCUUCCAAGAAAACAGCAUCAGGACCUUGUGCUGCCAGCUCUGCAGAGAAGGCAAAGGAAACGCCUGGUAAUGCAGAAGAAGGAAAAGACCAAAAGUCUGAACAAGUAACUCCAAAUAAAGAAAUGACAGGGCUGGCUCCUUGGCAAGAAGGGGUCCUGGAGAGGCUGAAGAAAGAAGUUGGUGUAGCCGAUUACAACAUGUAUCUGGUACAUCAUGGGGGAAUGCUCAUCCGCUUUGGCCAGCUAGCUGCUUGCACUCCGAAAGAAAAAGACUUUGUGUAUGGGAACUUGGAAGCUCAGGAGGUGAAGACUGUCUACACCUUCAAAGUGCCAGUUAGUUACUGUGGCAAAAGAGCACGACUAGGAGAUGCACUGGGACACAAGAUGCCAACUUCAGACAAGUCGGUGGAUACCUCGGAAUUGGGAAUAAGCCCAGAAGAACUGCCUACGGCAAAUAUAGUUAAAGCCACACUGCUGUGUGCAUUGGAAAAAGAACUGAAAGGGCAUGAGAUCUCCGAAGCAAGGGGUAUCGAUGGACUGUUUGUGGACUUUGCAACACAGACUUACAGCUUUCCUCUGGAGCCUUUCUCCUCCAAUGCUGUUCUAGCAGAUGUUCUGGAUGAAAAAAGCCAACCAGAACUCCACGUGGAACUGUACACUGAAUGUGUAACCAGAAGACACAACAAAAGCAGUUCAGCUUUCACAUUCACUUGCAGUCAUUUCUUCAGGAGGGACGAGUUUGCAUCCCACUUCAAGAAUGUGCAUGCUGAUAUCCAGUCAUGUCUGGAUGGAUGGUUUCAGCAUCGCUGUCCGCUGGCCUACUUGGGAUGUACUUUUGUUCAAAAUCACUUCCGCCCUGAUGGACAUAAGGCCAAGGUUAUAUACAGCAAGCCUCUCAAGACAUUUGCUAUUAAACCAGAGGUUGACACCCUCCUUGCUGAGUCAGGGAAAUGCAGUUACACAGUGGACAAUCGAGGGAGAAACAAGGAUUUGCUGAGCAGCCUCCCACUGGAAGUGCUGAAGUACAUUGCUGGGUUCCUGGACAGCUUCAGUUUAUCUCAGCUAUCACAAGUGUCAGUGCUGAUGCGGGACAUCUGUGCCACUCUGCUUCAAGAGAGGGGAAUGGUCCUGCUGGUCUGGGAGAAAAAAAGAUAUUCCCAUGGUGGUACUUCAUGGAAAGCUCGCAGAAAGACUUGGCAGUUCAGCAGCCUCUUCUCCCGAGUUAGCAGGUGGCAGCACAGCGAGGUGGCGUGCAUGUCAGAGCACCUGAAGAAGUGCCCGUUCUACGAAGUGGAGCACAAGACAGACCCUGUGCUGCUGACCGGCAUGUGCGAGGCUCGAGAGCCCGUUCAAAAGACUUUGGUUUCCACCUUCAGGCGCAAGGUCUGAGCAACCAGCUUCUCCUCUGACCUGCUCCUUUCAGUGCCCUUUAAAAGAAGAUCUGGGAAGCUGGAUGUAAAGGCAGUUGCUUCUAACUCUCAUUUGGAAGGACAAAACUGGCAUCUCCCCAGCUGCACUUGGAACAUCCUGCUUCUUUUUUUUUUUUUCCUCCCUGCAUUAUUUUAAUAGUUAAAACUUCAUCCAAAGAGUUCUGGCACGCUGCUCACUGAUGUCUUGUGCUUUCUGUUUAUUCUUCUGUUCUCUGCACCCUGAAGAAAGCAGUAAGGAUAUUGUUUGAACAUAGCAUCUUUGCAUCCUCGAAGACAGGCUGCUGCACCUAACUCCAUGUCCCUGAGAGAAGCAAGAGCAGCUAGUACACCUAGCUUGAAUAUAUAAAAAACUUCUUAAUUGUGGCUGGAAAGCUGAGCUCUGGGAGCGCAGACAGAUGCCCUCUCACCUGGCAGACCUAAAGAUUUCUAAUGUCUCUGGGGACAUGGGCAAGGAAAGACAUCCCCAAAAUUGCACUCAAUUAAUUAAAACUCCAGUGAAGACUCAGGAUAGCACCACACAACCACAAGCCAUCCUUUAGGCAACACAAGCUUAAAGCUGAGCUCGUGGCAACGUCAAAACCAAACCAAAGCAAAUAAACUUGCUUUGUUGGAAAUAACCAGGCAGCAAACCUGGUUGUUUAGGGGCUCAAUUGAUUUUUACAUUUUUCAGUUAAUGAUUUUUUGUGUGUUCUGUUUUAAAGCCAUUAAAGCCAUCAAAAAUACUUGAAGACACUUUCAGAAUGCCUCAGCUACUCAGUUUUGCAACUAUAAAUUGCAAAUUGUAAUCAUAAACAAUUUGUCAAAGAAAGUUGUUUUAUUUUCUGUAGAAGAAAAGAUGUUCAGCAACCCAUUCAUCAAUGGUGUGAAUAAUGUUUGCUUCAAUUAAAUGAUCUGGAGUAUAAAGAUUUUUUUUUCUUAUAGGGCAGAAAAGUGAUUAGGAUUUGGUUGACUUUUUUAAUAAGUACACUAAUUUAAAAAUAAAAUGUGUUUGUUUAGACAACAAAUGAGGCUGGUGAGGUGAAAAUGGGCAUUGAUGAAUGGAGAUAUGCUGCACUUGUGAAUUCCUGGUUUUGAUGCAGAUGCAGGAUAAGGCUGGCCACACAAAGAGCCUUCUCUUAUUGAUGGAUGCUGCCAUUCAUAAUUGCUGAUGAACCUGAGCUGGGCGCUGCGUACUGAAGGCAUGAGCUGCACUGUACUUGCAGCUCAAAUGGUCUCCUUGAGAUUUUACCAUAUAAGGAUGAUUUCUUCACCAGAAACAUGCCCUCAGGAUAACAUAAUCUGAGCUGUGGGGAUGGUGGGUUGGUCCUGACAUCAGGAGCAAGAGUAGCAGUAGUGACAGAUUCUUAUUUUUUAUUUUUAAAUCCAUUUUCUUCCUUUAGAGAUCUUUUUUAGGAAGGUUCAUCAUGCUUCACCCAUAAACCUGUCUGCACAGGUGUCCUGUGGAAAAUACAAGUAGCACCCCAAUUUUAUGCAACAGAAGCAAACGCAGGGGAUGUGAGCUGGGCCAAGUGCAGCUAAAGUCAGAUGCUCUGUUCCUUUGCCUUGUGCCUUAACCACCUUGCAAAAGCAAACUGGCCAUCCUUUAAAGUUGCUUACAAAAAUACACCUGUCCUCAAAUCAUCCAUGAUACUCAUCCUGUCUUCAAAACCCAUGAAACAGGUCACCCAGUAUUAUUGCUCUCUGUUUUAAGCAGGCAAGUUGUCAGAGCUGAGAACACGCAGUUAUCCAGCUUUCUUGGCUGCCAUUGCGUCCUCCUCCUCCUCCACGUGUCAUGUGCCUCAUCUUGAAAGAAGCUGAGCACCAAACUGUAGACCACAGCUGUCCAAGAAUCAGGUGCCAGCAUCUAUGCUUGGUGCUUAAAAAUAGAGGCAGUCAAAAUUAUGGACAGUUUGGAGAGGAAAAAAAAAAAAAAAAAAGAAAGAAAGAAAAAGACCCUUAAAUGAUAGCACCUGAGAGUAAGUCAGUGUUCAUGGCUGGUAUAAGAGACCACUAAAAAGUUAGUCCAACCUAUGAACCAUCUGAUCAGCCACUUAGCUUCCAUGGUAUAGUGGUUUAUGGUAGGUGUGAAUCAGGCUCAUUUCACCUCCAGCAUUGCUGCUAUUCUGGUUCUGGCCUACUUCUGUCAUUGCCAGCGGGUUUUGUUCUUUUAUCUCCCUUUUCCUGGAGAUCUCAUGAUUUAAAUUCCAGCCUCGCUGCCACUGGCCUUGCUUCUUCCCUAGCCACGAGGUGCCAGCAUCAGGUACAGAGGAUGCAACCUCAGCCAAUGUGAGAUAGCUAAAGGUGUGGGUUAGAGAUAGGGAUGCUGCAACUUCUGCCUCUUGGGGUAUAGAUACAACAUCUAGGAAACUAGAUAUGGAUCAUUUUCUUUCUAGUACUACUACAGGAUACACUGGAGACACACAAGGUGUUAAUUCACAGAGAAACAGACAAAUUCGCCCCCAUGAAUACACAUGUAUAUUUCUGUAAGCAGUAAAUUUGAUUGAGUCGACAAGAUUCAUUUACAAUCUUGCCUUAAGCAUAUAUGGUGCAAGCUGAAAUCCACAGUGAUCUCCAGGUUAGCCUGGUUAAUCCAACCCUAGGAGAGGGAAGACAGAACAAGGAGGUGGAGGUCACUUCCAGAACAGCAAGUACCCACCUAGCAAAUGCCAGCUGGUAACCACUUCAUACUUUACCUCUCAUUUAACACGGGAGGAGAGCUGUGGGCUGGUGUCAGAUGCAGUCUGUUUAAUCAGAGGAGGCAUGCCAAACUAGCUCAGUGUUGAUGGUCCCACUCAUUAGCAGAGUCAGCAGAAGCUUUUGGGGAGCUGCAAGGAACAGAAUUUGCCUGAGCAUUGCGUGAGCAUAAUGCUGGCUUAGUGUAAAAAGAGAGGCUAUGGUUUGGAUUCAGCAAGUCCUUAGGCUCCUAACUUAAGCUUGUAGCUUGACUGAUGGAAAGUUCAGAUAAAUAAGGCUGACAGAUUUUGUGGUGUUUCCUCUCGUUGGAAGAAUUGGAACUGAAA